AUGGGCAUCACAUUCUCUGACUUGGAAGCAGUCUGGAUGCUCCUGCAUGGGCUUCCUGAGACCCCGCAAUGGGUCGUCUUCCAGAGCCUCACCCUUGGACUCUACAAACCACCAGUAACCACUUCCUCAUCGACCACUACUUCCUCCAUGACUACAACUGCUCCUUCUGUCUCCUUUGAAGAUGUCGCAGCUGCAUUCACUGAAGAGGCCAACAGGCAGUGUGGCCAUCAGAAACUGGCUUGA
Suillus subaureus is the source of this 243-nucleotide messenger RNA. RefSeq lists its product as uncharacterized. The transcript has a single exon. Bases 1 to 243 code for a protein of 80 amino acids. The record is from RefSeq and is a predicted model, not a curated record. Lineage: Eukaryota; Fungi; Basidiomycota; Agaricomycetes; Boletales; Suillaceae.